Parascedosporium putredinis is the source of this 1710-nucleotide messenger RNA. The record is from the annotation of a GenBank genome assembly. Lineage: Eukaryota; Fungi; Ascomycota; Sordariomycetes; Microascales; Microascaceae.
AUGCGACGCUACAAAGUAACAUUCACUCCGCCCGCUCCAGUGCUGGCUGGGCCAGCCAUCCCCAUACUCAUGCAGUGUACCGAAACCACGAGUCUUUGGGAGCUUCCCGCCGCCCGCCGCGAUGAUGUUCACCCAAUUCUUCUCCGCCGCCACGGCCUGCGGCAUCAUCUCCACCGCCAUGGCCGGCGCCGCCCCGGCCCUCACAUUCCCCGCGCCGUCACGGGCGACGGCUUCAUCAGCCUCCCCAUUAGCCGCACCGACAAGAUGCAAAACGCCGAAGCCGCCGGCAUCAAACCACGCAGCCCGUUCGAAGUCGUUCUCGACAAUCUAGUCACCUACUACACCAUCGAGAUCUCCCUCGGCAACCCCGCCCAAAACCUCGCCGUGCUCAUCGACACCGGCUCCAGCGAUCUCUGGGUCAUCCCCAGCUGCGACGACGCCGUAGACCGCCGCUCCUACGAAAUGUGCCAGCUCUUCGGCACCUACGACCCCGCCAACUCCCGCACCGUCUCCGGCCCCGUCGGCCGCGGCAGCCUCCACUACGGCGACUCCAGCGACGCCUCCACCCAGACCUCCGUCACCCUCAACUACUUCAAGGACAGCCUCGCCAUCGGCGACGUCACCCUCGCCGACCAAAUCUUUGGCGUCAUCGUCAACGGCACCGUCGACGGCAUCUCCGGCAUCCUCGGCCUCGGUCCCGAUCUGCGGGAUGGUUUCACCGCCGGGAAACCCUACUCCCUCGUCCUCAAUUCCAUGCAGGCCCAGGGCUUCAUCAAGUCCAGGUCCUUCUCCAUCGAUCUGCGCCACGCCGAGGACCGCAACGGCGCCGUCAUCUUUGGCGGCCUCGACGUCAAAAAGUUCACAGGACCCCUCGCCAGCUUCCCCAUGGUCCCAGGCCUUGAAGGUGAACCUCGCCUCGCCAUCCACCUCUCCACCAUCGGCGUCUCCCGCUCCCGCCGCGUAAGCCACGUCGUCCCCGACGGCUCCAACAGCGUCCUCCUCGACAGCGGCACCACCCUCACACGCCUCCACCCCCGCCUCGCCCAGGCCAUCCUCACCGACCUCGACGCCACCAUGGACGACGAGGGCUUCUUCCUCGCCGCCUGCUCCAUGCGCUCCAGCGCCUCCACCGUCGACUUUGGCUUCGGCGAGCUCGACGACCGCGGCGACCCUUCCUUCGUCCUCCGCGUCCCCGUCUCCGACUUCGUCCUCAACAGCCGCCACUACCGCAACCCCCGCCUCUGCUACGUCGGCCUCCGCGUCACCGAGCACCAGCAGAUUCUCGGUGACUCCGUCAUGCGCGGCGGCUACUUCGUCUUCGACUGGGACAACCAGCAGGUCCACGUCGCCCAGUCCGCCAACUGCGGCACCGAGAUUCUCGCCAUCGGUACCGGGCAGGAUGCUGUACCUGCUAGCGAGGGCAAGUGUGAUCCAGGCGCCACCGGCCCCGCAGAAGAAUCCACGGGUGCCGGAGACGGUGCCACGCCUUUGCCCACGGGCGCCUUCACAACCACCUUCACCAUCACGUCCUGCCCCACCAUCGAUACUGAGUGCACACCCGGCAUGCUCACCACCCAGACCUUCCUCCCUCUCGAGACCAGCUCGUCUGAUCCCGAUGACGAGGAUGCCGCUGGGGGCCGCUAUGGCGCUCUCAAUCUUUGGAUCCUGUUUGCUGCCGGCAUGGGUGCGGCAGUAUUAGCGCUGAGGUAG